Messenger RNA from Mytilinidion resinicola, 867 nucleotides. RefSeq lists its product as uncharacterized. The coding region runs from base 233 to 793 and encodes 186 amino acids. The record is from RefSeq and is a predicted model, not a curated record. The transcript is spliced from 3 exons. NCBI's taxonomy places the organism in Eukaryota, Fungi, Ascomycota, Dothideomycetes, Mytilinidiales, Mytilinidiaceae. Gene Ontology annotation, biological process: regulation of protein localization; endosome organization. Gene Ontology annotation, cellular component: BLOC-1 complex; endosome.
GGGGGUCUGAAUCGAGCAUUCAGAUCUCUCUUCCUGACUUCUCUCAUCCUCCGCUUGACAUACUUAUCCAAACAUAUUUAUCUCGCAAACAAACACUGUCCCAUCUUGUGCCAUCACUAGUUCAUUGACUGCCCUCUUCUCACACCCUUCUAUCCAACCAUUAUCUUUAGCUUCCCGUCACGUCCACACGCUCGUCCUCGUUGUCCUACAUUACUAGUGUCUCAUCAUCAUCAUGUCUACCACUCACGCUUACUACCACCCCACCACCCUCCCAAUCAACAUGCCGAAGAAGGCAGGCUACUACCCAACUACCCACCACCCUGCCUAUAGCCGUGUGUCCGUCUCGCCGCCCGAGGCUCCGGAGAGCGCCACCACCUCGGGAGUCACCUCCUACGAGCCGUCGGCGACGUCGAGCAGCUACGCUGGCAGCGCGAGCGAGUACGAGUCCACCGGCGCUGCUUCUGGCGUCGACUUGAUCGAGUAUAUGGGCGAUCGCCUCCACGGCGCUUUCGACCAAAUGCCUCUUGAUCGCAGCCUCGCCAAACAGGCGCAAACAUCUGGCGAGCUCAACGCCAAACACCGCGAACUCCUCGAAUUGCAGGCACUUGCCCAGCGCCGCCUCGCUGGCGCGCGCGCCAACUUCGCAGAUGGCAUGCGAACAGCGAAGGAAGUCCAAAAGGAUCUCCAGUGGACACAAAAACGCGUGACCUCCCUCAACGAGCGCGCCGCCCGCAAAUACCCCAACGAGUACAAAGUCGCCUCCCAACGAUACCCAGCUCCGGUCGACUACUAAAAAGGCGCUUCUUACCAACCCUUUCUUCAAGUUUUUGAAAACGUCUCACGAUUUCUUGGCAUUCGCAACACCAA